AACCUUCUGUUACCGGUAACGGCAGAUGUGUUCCUAUCGACUGCGAUUGAUCACCGCUUGAAAACGGAGGGGGUUUAUUUUUAAAAGGCUCACGGAAGACGAGGGAGGAGGUCCAGUCGGCCAGAGGGGGAUAUGUUCACAAGAGAGGGGGCGAAGUUAAAAAGAGUUACACUUCUGCUCCAAGUGUGUGUGUGUUCCUUCCCUUUGUGUUGGUGAUGGAUAUUCAGUGUUAUCUUCUACUGUGUUACGCACAGCACAUAUCAGAAGACAUGUCAGUGUCUUCUCAAGACAUUAUAUUAUGGGAGAACAACUUCAGUUCUCACCACUCGUGUUUAGAAUACAUGUCAUCCCUGUCUGCAAACAUGACGGAGCCCCACUGCGAGCCCCAGUGGGAGAGGUACACAAACCUCUGCUGGGGUCCCACGCCUGCUGGGCAAAAGACUAAGGUGCCUUGUCCGGACGAUGGAUACCUGAACCCGCAGCAGUUCGCCUUUAGGAGCUGCCUGUCCAACGCCUCGUGGUACGUGAACUAUAGUUUCGACUCCAAGCCUUACACCGACUACACGGAUUGCUUGAUUCCGUUGCCAAAUAACGCUGAGGAGGAUUUAAAGAAGCGCGUAGGGGAGACGAUCGUGUUGGUAUUAAAAGGGUUGGAUAGCUCCGAAACUCUUCACUUGACACUUCACAUUAUCUCCAUUGUGAUGCUGAUUCUCACCAUAGUGACCAGCGGGGUCAUGGUGCUGAGACUUCACAGCCUGAGGAAGGACCCGUACAAAUACAUCGUCCUCAUCUUCGGCUCCCUUGCGCUUCUUCUGAACAACGCAAUCACUCUCUCUAGCAGUACCGUGGAGGACGUUUGGCAAAGCACCAAGUGCCGCACUGCCAAGUACCUCGUCAUCCUUAGCAGCCUCGUUCUCUACAUGUGCCUCUACUUCUAUAUCUUCCUUUGCGUGGCCUCCAUUCUCAGGCUCGCCAUAGGCUCCUCCAGAGUUAAAAUUAUCAUGGCGUCUGCCUUGGUCGUCGCCGUGACCCUCGUCGCUACAGAGGUGACGGUGGAGAUCCAACUCUAUUCCGUGCAGUUGUGCGGCUUCGGGAGCUCCCCUGCGUCCUACCACUGGAUCACCACCGGACCCAAGAUCAUCCUGGUCAUAAGUAUCAUCACCAUGGGCAUCGUCUCCAUCUUCGGUUCCUUCUACCUCCAGCAUCCACAUCUGCAAAAAGGCAGAAACCUUAACAUUAUACGCCAGCAGAGCGUCAGCGCUCUUAUCGUGACUCUGUACAACAUGAUCCGAGAGAUUCUGCUCGCUCUAGUCUACGGCGUCGCUUACAUGAGCUACUUCGACUCACCUGUCCACGUAUACGUCCGCAUCUUCUCAAUCGUUAACGCUGCCCAAGGUAUCGUCUUCUCCCUUUUUAUGUGCUUCGUGGAUCUUCAGGUUAUCUCCCUGCUUCCCUGUGUGAACACCAAACACGGGAAGAGUAUCAUGGAUGAUUCAAGGCAUUAUUCUUUUAUCUCGGUCGUCAAGCGGAGGCGCUCCAAUAGUGUUAAAGGAAUAGGAGCCUCUCCCCGACAGACGGAAGCGAAGGCUGCUUCGUUUGAUAACCUUAGCGGAGAAUAUGCGUACGCCGUGACGGUAAAACGAGCCGAGUCUCAGCCUAAAGUUUACGAGACAAUGAUUGUACACGAUCCUUACUAAUAGCCAUUCCAAAAUGGGGCGAAUUAAUGGAUUAUUGCAGUGUAAAGUUACCAACGUCAAUUCAUUGUCCGUGCGUAUUCUUACUUAGAGUGGCAGGCGUCCUAAAUUCAGUGGAUCUUCAAAUCUUUCUCUAAGACGACUUCACACUCAUAAAGCUGACAAAGGAGAUGGUUUUCCCCACCACUCAACGAUAUAAUUAUUUUUAAAAUGUUUAAUUAUUAAACUUUCCUAAGACUGGAAUUGGCACUUGAUGGUUCCUGAGGAAGGGAGCGUUAGCUAAAUUUGGAACUAUCAGCAAAAACAUAUGUAAGUUUUGGAGGUUAGUACUACAAAAUUCAGAACUAUAGGCCUAUAUAUAGUUCUUUUAGUUAGGGGUCUGCAACAGGGACCUGGGCGAACGCCUCUGCCCAUUGCACAUGUCCCCUACCUCAUUUCCUAAGAUAAAUAAACCAUCAGUUCGUUACAAAUGUUUGGUUUGCGUAAAAGAUUAUUCUGAUAUAGAGUGUAUUUGUGUUAUAGCCCACCUCUCAGACACCAGCAGAGUAGAGACUAUAUCAAUAAUCUGAUCCACGUAAACGUUCUGUACGGAGUACUUACAUUGAAAAGGAGAAUAAAGAAACAGAGCAUGAUAUUGUUCAGACGAGAAACAUACUUAAUGUGUAAAUACUAUUAGAUCUACAUAUAGCAUGGGCGUAGCCAGGGGGGGAGGGGGUUGGGGUUUGAAUCUCACGCCCCGAAAUGAAAUACCCCCCUGUCGGAAUUUAGUGACUGAUUUUUUGCUUUGACUUUCUUUAUUUUAGGUAAGAUUUUAAUACCAAACCAUCACUUGCCCCAGCACAGUCAUGGGGGUUUAAGCUUAAAA
Messenger RNA from Biomphalaria glabrata, 2559 nucleotides. Its product is annotated as PDF receptor-like. Gene Ontology annotation, cellular component: plasma membrane. The coding region runs from base 216 to 1697 and encodes 493 amino acids. The transcript has 2 exons. Gene Ontology annotation, molecular function: G protein-coupled peptide receptor activity. NCBI's taxonomy places the organism in Eukaryota, Metazoa, Mollusca, Gastropoda, Planorbidae. The record is from RefSeq and is a predicted model, not a curated record. Gene Ontology annotation, biological process: adenylate cyclase-modulating G protein-coupled receptor signaling pathway.